Prunus armeniaca (apricot) is the source of this 306-nucleotide messenger RNA. The record is from the annotation of a GenBank genome assembly. Lineage: Eukaryota; Viridiplantae; Streptophyta; Magnoliopsida; Rosales; Rosaceae.
AUGUGCAGAGAUUGGGCACCACGAGGCCUUGAAACUAAGGCUUUUCUGAGUACACUUACGGGGGCAGCUUUCUCAUGGUAUGUAAGCUUCUGCAAAACUCCGUCCCGAAUUAGCAAGUUAUGGAGCAAGUCUUCCAUGAGCAUUCUAUCGAUCGAAGCCGGAAGUCUCGAUGACCGUGUUGGAUCGUCGCAAAUCUCGCGGCCUGGUGCUCCGGGCCGAGGGGGAUGUGCGUCAACACGUGACGUCCUUCUUUUGGAUGCGGUGCGGUUGUGCGCGGGCGUGCCAGCACGGUCUAACGUGCGUUGA